Molecule: messenger RNA, 2126 nt
Organism: Canis lupus familiaris (dog)
Lineage: Eukaryota; Metazoa; Chordata; Mammalia; Carnivora; Canidae
Gene: ARHGEF25
Product: Rho guanine nucleotide exchange factor 25
Exons: 16
Coding region: 115-1878 (587 amino acids)
Biological process (GO): axon guidance
Cellular component (GO): plasma membrane; cytoplasm
Molecular function (GO): guanyl-nucleotide exchange factor activity
Source: RefSeq, a predicted model, not a curated record
GCCGGGCAGGGGGCGGAUUCCACAGCUGCAACUCCCCGGACGCACGCAGGCCGAGAGCCCCCCAGCUUCCGUGCCCCCUCGGCCCUGAAACUUGGAGCAGGGUAGGGGUCCAGCAUGAAGCCCCCGGACCGCCCCGCCCCUGGCCGCACGGACCGGAUCCUGGGGGUCAUGGGGGGCAUGCUGCGCGCAUGCGCCCUCCCAGGGCCGGAGGGGCCCCCGAGCAGAGGCCCCCUAGGGCCGGGAGGGACCGAGACAGAGUCGGACUGUCCCGAGGGUGAUCAGAAGGGGGAGCGCCAGCGUGGGGUCCCCGCCUGGGCGCCGCUGCCCGAAUCCUAUUCCAUUGCUGGCAGUGAGGGGAGUAUCUCAGCUUCAGCUACUUCGGGUCUGGCUGCCCCCUCUGGCCCCAGCUCUGGCCUCAGCUCUGGCCCCUGUUCCCCGGGCCCCCCAGGGCCAGUCAGUGGCCUGAGAAGAUGGUUGGAUCAUUCCAAACAUUGUCUCAGUGUGGAAACUGAGGCAGACGGUGGCCAGGCUGGACCAUAUGAGAACUGGGUGCUGGAACCAGCUCUAGCCACAGGAGAGGAGCUGCCCGAAUUGACCCUGCUGACCACUUUGUUGGAGGGCCCUGGAGAUAAGACGCAGCCACCUGAGGAGGGAACUCUGUCCCAAGCCCCUGAGAGUGAAGAAGAACAGAAGAAGAAGGCUAUGGAAAGGAGUAUGUAUGUCUUGAGUGAACUGGUAGAGACAGAGAAAAUGUAUGUGGACGACUUGGGGCAGAUUGUGGAGGGUUACAUGGCCACCAUGGCUGCUCAGGGGGUCCCGGAGUGUCUUCGAGGCCGUGACAGGAUUGUGUUUGGGAACAUCCAGCAGAUCUAUGAGUGGCAUCGAGACUAUUUCCUGCAGGAGCUACAGCGCUGCCUGGAGGAUCCUGAUUGGCUGGCUCAGCUGUUCAUCAAACACGAGCGCCGGCUGCACAUGUACGUGGUGUACUGUCAGAAUAAGCCCAAGUCAGAGCACGUGGUCUCAGAAUUUGGGGAUAGCUACUUUGAGGAGCUCCGGCAGCAGCUCGGGCACCGCCUGCAGCUCAACGACCUCCUCAUCAAACCAGUGCAGAGGAUCAUGAAGUACCAGCUGUUGCUCAAGGAUUUUCUCAAAUAUUAUAGUCGAGCUGGCAUGGACACGGAAGAGCUGAAGCAAGCUGUGGAGGUCAUGUGCUUUGUACCCAAGCGCUGCAAUGACAUGAUGACCCUGGGGAGACUUCGGGGGUUUGAGGGCAAACUGACUGCUCAGGGGAAGCUCUUGGGCCAGGACACAUUCUGGGUCACCGAGCCCGAGGCGGGGGGGCUGCUGUCCUCCCGAGGUCGAGAGAGACGUGUCUUCCUCUUCGAGCAAAUUGUCAUCUUCAGUGAGGCCCUGGGAGGAGGAGUACGGGGUGGAACACAGGCCGGAUAUGUGUACAAGAACAGCAUCAAGGUGAGCUGUCUGGGACUGGAGGGGAACCUCCAGGGUGACCCCUGCCGCUUUGCACUGACCUCCAGAGGGCCAGAGGGCGGGAUCCAGCGCUAUGUCCUGCAGACCGCAGACCCUGCAGUGAGUCAGGCCUGGAUCAAGCAAGUGGCUCAGAUCCUGGAAAGUCAGCGGGACUUUCUCAAUGCGUUGCAGUCACCCAUUGAGUAUCAGAGACGAGAGAGCCAGACCAACAGCCUGGGGCGGCCAGGAGGGCUUGGGGUGGGGAGUCCUGGGAGAAUGCGCCCUGGAGACCGGGCCCAGGCACCCAGUGACACCCCCCAAGCUGCUCCCGACCCUUCUCCAGCUCCGCCAGUUCCAAACACCCCUCCCUGCCAAGCCAGACUUGCCAAGCUGGAUGAAGAUGAGCUAUAAGUGGCGCAGGCCUGGGGUGGUGCGGACGGGGCCACCCCAUUUCCCAAGGAACUUCAGGGCAAUCCUUCUGACACCACCUCAAGAUUCCUUCUUGAUGUGUCUGGAUGGGGGGCAAGGCUGGGAGUGAUGUUGACGUGGAGGAGGAUACCUAGACUCAAAAAGAUUUCUUUCUGCUUAAGGAACACAGGUCCCUUCAGCUCCCACCCCUAUGCAUGCAUCACAGGUCCCCCCCAAAGGAGGAUAUGUGG